Molecule: messenger RNA, 7129 nt
Organism: Dermacentor andersoni
Lineage: Eukaryota; Metazoa; Arthropoda; Arachnida; Ixodida; Ixodidae
Biological process (GO): regulation of transcription by RNA polymerase II
Cellular component (GO): nucleus
Molecular function (GO): DNA-binding transcription factor activity, RNA polymerase II-specific; sequence-specific double-stranded DNA binding
Source: RefSeq, a predicted model, not a curated record
UUUCAAGUGUGGGCCUUCCUGUUCCUCCGCCGAAAACGGCCAGCAUGUCGGCUGCCCAUCAGGGCAGCGGCGCGAACCGGUGAAGGCGCGAGAGGCCGACUUCGCACCGUCUCGGCGCGUCCCACUGGGCGCCGUCGGAUGCCCGACAUGGAACAGCUGACGGAGUUCGUGUCCAAGUCGUUCACACUCGACCGGGCCGUCGGCUUGCCGGCGCCUCCUCAUCCGCCCGUGGGCGCACCGCCCGUCUUGGCCGCCGUGACUGCGGUGAAAGCAGCCGCCGGCGGCCCUCACGGCGGCGGCCGCAGCGUGCAGUCGGCGCGGAGCCUCAACUUCACGGCCCAGAACCUGGCCACGUCCUCGCUGCGCGAGAGGACCCCGCCACCACUGCAGCCGGCGCUCGUAGUGCCUGCCUCCUCGUCGUCUCCGCCGGCAAGCGGCGCGGAGGGGUCGUCCUCUCGCCGCAGGUCUUCGAGCGACGCCGAGCUCGACAAGGAGGACGACGACGACUCGAGGGGCAGUCCCGACUGCUGCUCUCCGGAACCCGAUGGCCUGAGCAAGCUGGCAGCAUUGCCUGGUGGUCGGCCGGCGAUACCAGCAUCUUCCUCGCCUCCUCGACGGCCGGAGAUGCCGUCGUCUGAAAGAAAGUCAGACGUGCACCAUCCUCCUUCUCUUUCAAUCGGUUCUGGACCACCGAGACUCAAGGAGGAGUCCGUCUGCACCCCCGGCAGCAACGGCGGCAACGUGAGCAACGGAAGCAGCAGCGGUGGUGGCAGUGGCUGCGGAGGCAGCAGCAGCAGCAGCAGCAAGGUUAAGCAGCGUCGAUCGCGCACCAACUUCACGCUGGAGCAGUUGAACGAGCUGGAGAGACUGUUCGACGAGACGCAUUACCCAGACGCAUUCAUGCGUGAAGAGUUGUCCCAGAGGCUAGGACUGUCCGAGGCCAGGGUUCAGGUGUGGUUUCAAAAUCGCAGAGCAAAGUGCAGGAAACACGAGAGCCAGAUGCAGAAGAGCCUCAUGAUGGCGACAAGUACACCAAUCGAGUCGUCGCGCAUCGCGCCCUACAUCAGCGUCAGCGCGACGCCCCCACCGCCACCGCCGCCGCAGGCGGCCAGGCUUUCGACGGAGCGGCUCUUCCUGCCGCCGCACUCUGCCGCUGCCACCGUUGCCGUCAGCGGCGCGGCGGGUAGCAGAGGAGGCGGCGGAACGGCAGCGGCUGCCGCCGCUGCCGCAGCAGCCGCGGCCACGUUUCUCCCGUACGCCGCCGACCCUACGGGACUUCUCGCUGCCGCGCACCACUACUCGGCGGUGGCCGCUGCGGCGGCAGCUGCCGUCGCGUCAGGCCACGCACCGCCGCCCGUUCCGGCGCCUCCUCAUCCGCCUUCCUCGGCCGCGGCUGCCGCCGCUGCGGCGAGCCUACUGUUCUACCCGGCACACAUGCCGUUUCCCGGCGGGCUGACCACUGCGCUGAUGGCUGCCGAGAGGCUAACCACCAAGAACUCCAGCAUCGCCGACCUGCGGCUGAAGGCUCAGAAACACGCGGCUGCUCUGGGCCUGUGACGCAGGCUGGCGUCGCCACCGCUGCAGCCGUUGGACCCGCUCCGCUGCCGCCAUCGGAGGCGUAAACUGUGAAGGGCGAUUACGUAACCGGCCCUGCUGGAGCCGUUGUCGUUCGCGGCGGCCCUGAGACGAAGACGCCCGGGUCGUUACGCCGGGACUCACUCAUGGCCUUGAGAAGAGAAACGCCGCCGAAAGAAAUGUGUUGGACAGCUCUCAAUUUUGGCGAUGUGAGGUUACAGAAAACAUAACCUCGUUGCCGGGAACAUGACGCUGUGCGCGUCCGAUGUUAGUGCUACUCGUGAAGGCACGCGCCACGCUUGACGUGGAAUGCUUUCCGGUACCCACAGGAACCUGCUGUUCGCUGAAUGUUGCGCAACUUCAGACGGCCUGUGUUGGACGUGUUUCACUUGCACGCUGAAAUCUUCUGUGAUGCGCUAGUUCCCUUGCUGCGCCUCAGGCAAGCGGUAAGGGCUACGAAGGGAGCGGUGUGCGCAAUGCAUUUAUGCUAAAGGGGCACGCCCUACGAUUCGCCAUACAAUUUAGCUUCUCCACAGUGUGAACUUGAUGCCUCGUGAGAUGACUGAGAUUAUAGCGUCCAAUGAUUCAGGAAACAUCGCCAGAAAACCGAUGUUUGUUAUUUAUUAGGGCGUGUGUCCAAAAGAAUGCUGCUGCACACACACACGCGCGCGCGCGCACGCACACCCACAAACACACACAAAACUGCUCAAUCUGACCGUUGACAGCAGAGCAUCAUUGUCUUUCGGAAGUUCGUUGGCAAACUCUUGUUGGCAGCUGCCCUGUAAUCAAGCUAGUGGUUUAGUAAGAUUAUUUCACUACUUGCUGCUUUGUCCAAAUAGGCUAUUUAUAAGGAAGAAUAGGCUGCUCUGUAGCUCCCUACACGCAAAUUACACCAUGCAUUCACUGUUUGUUGCGUGUAAGCAAGUGGAAAAUUUUAAAAAAAUGAACAUGCGCACCAUGAAAGCGAAAGGAGACAGAAUGUUAAGAAAAAGUUUGAACAGAUUCUGCAAAGAAUGUAAGUGGCGAGGUCCGUAAACGUAGCCAUAAACUCUGAUACCCAAGACUACGCUCUUUAGGGAGUUGCCUGCCAAAGCUUGCGAGAUCUUCAUCGACGACAAGUCAAAUCGCUACCAAUGGUGGUUUAAUCUUUAUGAGAGCGUGGACGAACAUUCGUAGCCGUAUCGACGCGUAAAUGGAGCUAUUUGGUGCCGUGAAGGUCUGCAAGGACUCCCCUCACUUCGAAAAAAAAAUACAUUUUUUUUUAAAUUAAAAGCGAAGUUCGGUGGCAGUGCCCAAGGAAAUCAGCAGGUUGGCGCAUGAAAACCGAAAGAAACCGGCUAUCUGCAACCGUAAGUGCUGCUCAAAAGUGGGACCUGUCUCGAUUCGGCGACAAAGAUUUCACGUUGGGCAUAUCGAUAUGCGCGUUUGCCUCUUCCAAAUGUAAUUCUGGACAAAAUAGCUGUAUGGUAUUUUUAAUAGGUUUUAGUUCGAGAAUAUGCACAACAUAUUCUUUCUUUUUCUUGCUCACCAGUACUAUUGACGUCCUUCUGAACAUCGCGCGAAAAUCACGCAAUUUGCAUGUAGCGAUAUCGGGGAAAAGAAAACCACUCAUAAAUACAAAUAACUACGGUGCUUGAGGGAGACAUGAUCAAUUAUAUUCGUAUGCUUAAAUCCGCUGAUAAAUGUACAGUCAGUACUGCGCGUAUGCUUUUCUUCUGAUUGAAGAAAUGCCUUACUGAUGAAAGCCCGCUAUUACUUGAACGCUCCACGGAAAGCAUAUCUUUCUUUCAUUUUUUCUUGCCCGGAAACGCUGCAAGUGUAGACAGGAACACUGUCAACAAGUUGUGCUUGGAACAAAAUUUUAGCAUCGAGUGGUAUCGAAAACAUAAAUCAAUUAUCAAUUUUGCAUGUGCGUAAGUGUUAUAUGAACAAACGACACUUGAUAUAUAAAAAGAAGAGAUACUAAUGUUAGUUUAAUUAUCUCUAGAGCUUCGAAUAAUGUGUGCUAAUGUACUAGUAUAAUAUUUGUGUGAAUUUCUAGCUCUGUCUAUUCGCUUCAGAAAGAAUAAAUACCGUCCCCGGCCAUGUGAGAAAUGCAAGGAAAUGACGUUGCGGGACCCCUGCGGCUUUCUUGUUCACAUCUCAGGAAACAUGUUUGAACGAAUAAAUUUUGGCCACCGAACCUGUAAAAAAAAAGGAAGAAAAAAUAAAGUUGCUUGUUCACAUCUCAGGAAGCAUGUUAGAAAGAAUGCAUUGGAGUCACCGGCUCAGUCAGAAAAUGCAAAAAAAAAAUGACGUUUCAUGUAUAUAUAUGCUUCAAUAUGCUGCUUCAGUCAAUUAAUCAAAAAGGGAACUUUAUUACAUGUAGGUGAAGAUCAAGGGAUCACGGUAAGGGGCCUUACUAGAUCCAGUAAGCGCAAGCAAAAAAGAUAUUUGUAAUAUUAUUUAUACUUACUGGUUGAAAGAAUGUAACAAGAGCAACGUAACUUCGCGCUGCAGGUGAUGUAACGGUAAUCAGUGGUUCUAAGCACGUGAUAGCACAAACCAGUGGCGCUCGUGCCUGGCCAGUUCAAGGCCACAAAGCCGUUUCCUGCACCGUUAGCUUCGGUCCUUCCUCUCGUGCUUCGACAUUACUUCUACGGUUCCGCGAGGCAUUAGAGGUUUAUCUACUGUUCUUACUCUGGGAAUAUUGAGCGUAUUCCUCACACAUUUAAAAUUGAGAUUUAAAAGGACCCUAAAGAGGUUUAAAAACUGCAUCCAUUCAGACUGAUGAAGUAUUCACCGUAAACUCGAGUUUCGGUAAUUUCGUAGCAGUACGCUGAUUAUUGGACCAAAAAAAUGAAGGCGAUUUUUUUUUUUUUUUUCGCGCGAAACCGCAGCGUCGUUACUCCAUUAGGACGUCGCUAAUUUCGAAGUAUUUCUGCGCAUUCUGGCCGUUGCGAAAUUGCGAAAUUCAGCCCUUGGCUCCUUCAGAUGACAGUUUAGCCAAUCUCUGCAGAUAAGAGAUUAGCUAGGACUGAACAGACGUCGUGAAGGUGCAUGACGUCACGGUGAGCUGGAGCGGAAACUCGGAGGCAGCGUCGCCACCUUUAUUUCGUCAUUGCGGGUUUUCUAAUUUACCAAGCCUCCUUUAACGGUAAGUGGAAAGGCAGGGAGAUUAACCAGGCUGAUCCCAGUUGGCUGUAGCCUGCGCUGUAGUGGAGGAAAAGGGGAGCGAGAAGUUCACAUUUGCAAAGGUUAAUUUAGUGAUACGGCUAUAAUAUUUUUUUUGCAGUGUCCAUUUAUGUUCGAGGCUUCGAGGAGGCCCGAUGAACUCAGCGUGUAUCUAUAGUCACAUCCUACUACUGCAGAUUCUUAUCAUCCCUCCUCAUGUCCCUUUUAUUUAGAGCGCGGUUCUUAGGCGCCCGUUCCUGCGGCGAUCGUCGUCGUGCCUCGGCGUCGUAGCUCGGCGUAACCGAGCGAACGAACGAAGCGAAAAAUGAAAGCGAACGCGGAGUGCAGCGGGGAAUGAAAGACGCGAGGAGGAAAGCGGAGAGAAGGGUGCAGCGGAACCAUGAGGCGGAAAGCGGAGGAGGAGGAGAGUGAGGCUAAAGCGCGAGAAGAAAGGCGUAGUGCUGCGACAGUGGCUACGAGACUGUGCCAGAGUAGCGCGCGUUGUCUGGAAGGUGUACGUGUCGGCGGCGGCUACUGUGAAUCGCGCCCACGCGUCACGCACGCGCUGGCUCGCGAUCUGGAGACUAGCGAGGCAGUCGCGCCUCACUUGGCUCCGUUUGCGACGUGCCGCACGAGACAGAUUGUCCGCGCCAGCCAAUAUAUCGCGAAACGAAAACACAAGCAGAGCUCCGCUCAAAUUUCGCAUUACAGGGUGUAUCGUAAUCGUGGGUGAAUUUUUUUUCUCCUCUUCUUUUUCCCUUUUCGCAGAAUGUUAGGCUAGAGGGCGGUACCUCCCCUUUCUAUACUUCUCUCCCUCUCUUACCUGCACACGCGCUCUCAUUUCCCAGUGGCUCCUCUUAUCUUCUGGUAAAUGUGCAUUCACCCUUCAGAAAGAACGGUCGCGGUAGCGCCUUGUAGUGGUUGGUUGCAGCAACAUGAUGAUAAAAUGGCAUCAUGCUGGCGGCUUUAGCCAAUGCCACCUACGGUUUAGCCUGGCAACCAAGGCCGGUGAUUUCUCCGCCCGAGCGCCUCUUACAAUGCUUUGCUGCGGUACGUCACCACAUGCCCAUCGAACCGGUCGCACUACAUCGGGCUGAUUGGCGUUGGCGUCACUGGUUUGCCAUAACACGUAAUCACCACCUCCUUUUACCGUGGUAUUUGCAGUCCGAGACUGCACUGAAUAUUGCGUGCGUUUUCAACAGGUCGAUUUAAAGAAUGAUAUAAUUAAUACUUUGUUGUACGCUGGAACAAUUGAGGCUUCACGACCGUUAUCGCUAGGUCGGAAGUUGUCCGCCAAAGAGCAAAAUAAUACGCGUACGCACCCUCCUCACCCCCCCCCUUUUUUUUUAGAGCUCCAAGCUUUCUCGUCUUUUUUAAAAGAUUUGUCAACGUUAGUUAUAAUAUAGAGUUAUAAGAUAUUCGAUAUUAGCAUGAUCAUACACGUAAUUGUGCGUCCAUGUCAGCCACAUAAUGUUCAAGAAAGAGCGGAAAUGUGGUCCAUUAGUCCAAUGGCCAGUUGGGAUGAAGACUCACACGAUGCAGAUGAUGUCAGCGAACGGCAUGCAGCCCGCUGCAGGUUUUCCUCCCACACUAGCGCAAUCAGAAUGCAUUAAACAGUGAGGAUCGAGGUCGACAGAGAUAUCACGUGGCCAAGUUGGGUUAUCAGGGCUGUGUGUGCGUUACCACGAUCGGCGAUGUCUAUCAUUGUUCCGAAGCAAUCAAUGCAAACAAGAAUGUAUAAGUGAUACGAUGCCACUCCAUUUGAGCCCCCGGACAUUGUAGCCUGAAAGGCGAAAUGUUCACAAGAUGGUGAAUUUUGCUGCCGGCACUAUCGAUGGUCGUUUAUCUAAAAAAAAAAAAAAACUAAAGAUCCAUCGUGACCUCUGUGCUUCUCGUGGCGUGAAACAUCAUAGCUCCUGAAUUUCGCGGAGAAACGAAAGGCAUGUUUCCUAUGAAGUGGUGGUGUUGAUGAUUAGGUGCAUUUGCAUAAGGCACUUUAAUAAGCGGGCACUUUCCGUCUUUCUGCCUGACUUGUGUGUGCAAAGAAAUUAUGCGUAAGCAAUGCGGUUUCCAGAUACGUCAUUGCUAAAUUGUAAUAUACGAUGUGCUCAUCUUCACUACAAGCUUAACGGAGUUCACGCUGUUUGGCGUUCUUGUUUGUAGAGUUUGCCGACGUUAAUUGCAGCUUUCGCUCUUUACUGGUUCGGGAAUAUAUAAAGAAACAGUGCCAUCCGAUACGUAUAUACUGUAAUUGGUAUGCAAGUUUGCUUGUUUAAGAAAUGAUGUCGGUAUUUCGCCAUAGUUCCUAUACUGUAGACUGACUUUGUACAGUGCUGUUGUUGUGAGCGGCGAUUCCUAUCACCUUGAGUUGACGUCGGAAAAUAAAGCCUAUUAUAGUACU